AACUGAUAAGCUAUCCGAUAUCCUGCAAGAUAUGGGCAGAGACGUUAUUCACCUGUGUCCGGCCAUUUUUAAAGUGAGGCGUGUUCACUGAAUAUAUUACCCAUGGACUUGGUGGCAAUUGGUAACAAAGUUCAAGGAUCCUCAAGAGCACAAUUCUCGAAGAGAGCUCAGGGAACAUUUGAAAGAUUGGAUAAUAUUUGUAUGCCAUUGAAGAGAAAUGCAAUUUGAAUGUUGACAGUGUUGACCAAAUAAUUGAAGGUCUUUCAAGAAAUUGCUUAAGGAACUCAGGUGAAGAUGGCAGAAAGCAAAACCAGCCUCAACUCAAAAGGAGGGGCCAAUGUGCUUGCUAAACGGGUACAGAAAAAAUUCAGCAGGGCGCAGGAGAAGGUGUUGCAGAGGUUCGGUAAGUCUGAUGAGACCAAAGAUGAGCACUUUGAGCAAUGUGUGAUAAACCUACAUGACCAGCAGAAUGAUGCAUACAAAAUUUACAAAGAUCUUAAAGCGUACCUGAACGCUGUCAGAGUAAUGAGGGAUGCUUCAAGUCGACUGUUUCAGUCCCUGUUUGAUGCGUAUGACCCUGAGUGGAAUGCUGCAGAGGAUCUUGGGCCAGUUGUGGAGAGUGAAGAUCUUAUGUGGAAUGACUAUGAGGAUAAGCUGCGAGAUCAGGCGUUGCUCACCAUGGAUUCCUACAUGAGCCAGUUCCCAGAUGUCAGGGAACGAGUGGCCAAGAGAGGCAGGAAGCUUGUAGACUAUGACUCCGCUCGGCACAGCGUGACAGGGCUGAAGAAUGCAAAAAAGAAGGAUGAUGUCAAAAUUGGGAAGGCAGAGGAUGAGAUGAACGCAGCCAAGGUGAUUUUUGAGGAUAUAAACAGAGAACUGAAAGAGGAGCUGCCUAAUCUAUUUGACAGUCGCAUUGGAUGUUAUGUGACAGUCUUCCAAGCCAUUACCAGCUUAAGAGAAAUCUUCUACAAGGAAAUGACCAAGAACAAUAUAGAUCUACAGACUGUGAUGAAAGAGCUGAAAGCCCAGCAUCCAGAUAAGACCUUCUCGGUGAAGAACUUCAACCGCUCAGGUUCCUUGAGGAGAAGGUCAUUACGAGAUACUUUGUCUCCCAAAUCACUUAAAACCUUUUAUGAUUUCCACGUGAGUCACAGCCCCAGAGGCUCUCUCAGGAGAGAUAACUCAUCGAGUUUUAAGUCUGACAAACCAAAAUAUGAACCAUACAGCCCUAAAAAGACCACUCCCACCAGCCCCCAACCUCAUUAUGAGAACGUUCCUCCUGGCAGAGAUACAGAUGCUAGUUCAAUAGACUAUCCCAAAGAGGAAGAUGAGCCACAUGUGGACAACACCAGCACCACUGAAGAUAAACCAGUGGAGGAUGAGAAGAAAGCGAACGAGUCUUCAACAGCCACAAACCAGGAUGAACAAGAAGACAGCCAUGUGUCAAAAGAUGAUUUAUCCUCUGAGAACGAGAGUGAACCUCAAGCAAACUCGACUCCUACAGAAUGUACCAAAGUCAAAACCAACAUGGCCUCGAAUGACUCUCAGGAACCGGAGAAGGUGGAGGACCUCAGGCCCUCUGGUGUGGAGAAUGGCGUAGGUCCUGGCAGUCAGUCAGAUGGGGAACAAACCGAAGCUUCAGAAAAAGUGAGUUCUGUGGAGGGUGAUCAUCCAUCAGGAAAAGGGAAGGAAGAACUGAAAGCAGAGGCCUAACCCUAAAUACAGGACAAAGGAAAAUACGCUGGGUUUAGUACUCAGAAACCUGCCAGUGCCAGGAAAUAUUCAUCAGAAGAGAAUAUUUUCCAGUGUUGUGCUCACUUUAAUUUCAUAAAUCAUGUUUUGCCAUCACCAAUGAUAUGUGUUUGUAAAGAAAUUGAUUAUUGUUCAAUUAUAGAUAUAUAAAAUGAACCAAGUAAAAGAAAAAUCAUGAUUGUUUUAACUUUGCUUGAUUAUUUUUACCCUCACUUCUUGUCAGGAUGUUGACAUUUUUUUAUUAAUACAUUAUUAUUUUAACGUGACAUUCAAAGUAGGCUAUAUUAAAAUGAUUUAAUCGGUACAUUUGUAUGUUCUUAAC
Paramisgurnus dabryanus is the source of this 2074-nucleotide messenger RNA. RefSeq names its product bridging integrator 2a (gene bin2a). The record is from RefSeq and is a predicted model, not a curated record. Lineage: Eukaryota; Metazoa; Chordata; Actinopteri; Cypriniformes; Cobitidae. Gene Ontology annotation, biological process: podosome assembly; phagocytosis, engulfment; plasma membrane tubulation. Gene Ontology annotation, cellular component: phagocytic cup; podosome; cytoplasm. Gene Ontology annotation, molecular function: protein binding; phospholipid binding.